GAUAGGCGUAGUUGAAACAUAAUAUUAUUAUAAUAUUCUGAACAUAAUUAUGUCAGUGUGUGUAUCCGUUUUUUUGACAGAUAUGUCACAAUCAGUUUUCAUGUCCAUGUGACAGGCGACAGUUCACAUUUGACAGUCGAUAUUGAGGUUAUGUAAAUAAAACAACAAACAAUAAUCGUGAUUAAAAUUUGUAUUCUGCAUGUAAAAUUUAACAGUUAUUUAUUAUAUAUAGUGUUAAAAUAAUAUUAAUAUUUUUUGUGCUUUACAUGUAAUCUCAAAGAGUCGAGAAACCUGUGUAAUAUUCAUAGUGGUGAUAUGUAGUGUUCUUGGUGUUAUUUCAAUCUAAUUCGAAAUAUGAUUGUGGAAUUUUAAAGUCUUAUUCACUAAGAUCAUAGUAGUGCGAUAUAAAUGUGAGUUUUAGGUAAAACUGGUAGUUUUACUAAGUUUCUUACGUAAAGGAGGAAAGACGACUAUUAGCUUUAUUUGAAGAAACUUUGACCAGUGAUAAUGAACUGACUUCUGAUGAGGAACAAUUUGAUCAUAUUUCACAGAGAAGUCAAGACACAAGUGAUACGGAACAAGAAUGGAGUGAUAGUGAGGAGCAAGCUUUGUCAAUGAAUAACCUACACGUUUAUAUCGGAAGAGAUAAAACGACUAAAUGGUCUUCAAAACCACCUCAGCCUAACGAUAAACCAAAGACAGAAAAUGCUAUACAAAAUGUCGGUGUACAGUUCUUAGCUCGAAGUGCGAACACAGAAAUAGAGUGUUGGAGACAUUUUAUAACUGAUGGUAUGUUAGAACAUAUAGUCUGCCACACGAACGCUAAGAUUAAACAAAAAAUAUUAGCCAAUUGCAAGCAAACGCGUGAAAAUACAACGAAAGAAAAAGAAACUACAAAAGACGAACUGUUGGCGUUUCUGGGCUUGUUGUAUUUAGCAGGUCUAAACAAUUCUAAGCGACAAGAUUUGCACGACUUCUGGCGUACUGAUGGUACUGGUGUCGAGGUUUUUAGAAGUACAAUGUCUAUGCAACGCUUCUAUUUUUUGCAUAGUUGUUUGCGUUUCGGAGAUUCAUCACCUGAAAAAGGUAAGAAAAUAGAUAAUCUUACUCCUAUAAGAUGUAUUUUUGAAGAAUUCGUUUCAAAUUGUAUAAAUAAUUAUUCUCCGAGUGAAUACCUCACUAUCGGUGAGAAGUUAGUUCCGUUCCGCGGUAAGUGCCUGUUUCGGCAAUUUAUACCAACUAAUCAAGGUAAUUAUGGCAUAAAAAUGUAUGCUAUGGUUGAUACAAAAAAAUUGUAUACCUAUAACCUUGAAAUAUAUUCUAGCAAUAAAUCUGAUAAACUACAGAGUGAUGAAGGUUUUGAUGUUGUGGAUAGAUUAGUGCGACCGGUUUCCCAAAGUAAUAGACACAUUACAAUUGCCAAUCGGUUUACGAGCAUUCCUCUAGUGAAGCAUCUACAAGAAAAUCAUAAUCUUAAAUCGACUGGUGCCUUACGUAAAAGCCAAAAAGAAAUCCCAAAAAGCUUUUUAAAGACGCGAGGAAAGGAAGUACACGGUGCCCAGUUUGGGUUCCAUAAAGAUCUCACCCUUGUGUCCUACAAACCUGAGAAAUCUAAAGUGGUUGUGAUACUAUCUUCCCGAAAUAACGAUCAAACCACUCGACCUACUAAUAAACAGAAACCAGAAAUAAUUGCGUUCUAUGAUUCUACAAAAUCUAGCGUCAAUGUCGUAAAUGAACUCUGUACUAAAUAUGAUGUGUCACGAAGUUGUAAACACUGGCCCCUAUCUGUGUUUUAUGCAGUCAUGAAUAUAGCUGCGCUAAACAGUAUGAUUGUAUAUCGUGAAAACACCAGUUCAAAAACAAGUCCGCGUGAUUAUAUAAGAAAACUCGGUCUCACAAUGCUAACUGGUUAUCUUCAAUCGAGGAAGAAUGCUGGAAACAUACCCAGGGAAAUACGUCAAAAGAUCCACGAGCAUAUUGGGGAGACCAUGAGUUACCCUCCUCCGAAAAAAACGGGUAAAAUAGUGAGAUGCAAAGCCUGUCCUACAUCUAAAGACAAGAAAACAAGGUAUUAUUGUCUCAAAUGUAAUAAACCCAUUUGUUUACAACAUGUUUACCCGGUAUGCCAAAGUUGUUUGUCUUUUGAUAGUGAUUAAUAAAAUGCUAUAUAGUUUUAA
Messenger RNA from Colias croceus (clouded yellow), 2177 nucleotides. RefSeq names its product piggyBac transposable element-derived protein 4. The record is from RefSeq and is a predicted model, not a curated record. The coding region runs from base 615 to 2156 and encodes 513 amino acids. Lineage: Eukaryota; Metazoa; Arthropoda; Insecta; Lepidoptera; Pieridae. The transcript is spliced from 2 exons.